ACUUCCGGGUUGGGUAGCGGUGAUCAGGCUGUGGCGUGUCUGGGGCUUUAGAAGGCUGUUACAUUAUAUUUAUAAACAGCGUAAUGCUGUCAGACGUGCUCCAGGUCGUCCGGGGUGCUGGGAAGGUCGGUGCCGCCUUCGCCACCACUCAAGGAGAACAGCUGCGGUUGAUGGCCUGCAACUCGACACUGGGAGCAGGAAUCAAAGCUGCCCAAGAUGCAGUUGGGGUCUGGACAGGCACCAUGAUGAAACAAGAUAAGGUACAUGGUGAUCUCACGACCCCCAAAUCUGAGGUGUUCCCAGACAUUGAAGGAUGGGACCAGAUGGAGGACCAUGAGGUAGCCAGAUGGGCCAUGGGCUCAGAGCUCGCGUCAGAUAUCUCUAGCAAGGAUGGCGUUUACAAUCCAACAGGAACAUCCAAAGGAACUCCAGCGGAGUCUGGCUGGCCUGGACAAAGCGCUCGGUUCUUGCAUGUUACAGCGCCUCGUAAUCACGCGAGGUUUGUUCAUGACUCUGUCAUGGCCAGGCUCAGUCCAGAGGAUAUCAAAAAAGCCCGGGAGCUCAAACAGAGUACACCUCGGCCUGUUCGCCAGAAGCUCAGUGAGCGCGCCAGAGAAAGGAAGGUUCCUGUCACACGAAUCAGUCGACUUGCAAAUUUUGGGGGUUUAGCUGUCGGUCUCGGAAUCGGUGCCAUCGCUGAGGUCGCAAAGCAGUCUUUGGGAGGCAAAAAAGCAGAUACCGGAGCGGUGUUGGAUUCUCCACUCCUGUCCGAGGCCAACGCUGAGAGGAUCGUGAACACGUUGUGUAAGGUUCGAGGGGCAGCACUGAAGAUUGGACAGAUGCUGAGCAUUCAGGAUAACAGCUUCAUUAAUCCACAGCUACAGAAGAUAUUUGAGCGGGUCCGACAAAGUGCAGACUUUAUGCCAUCUUGGCAAACAAAUAAAGUUCUGGAGGAGGACUUGGGCCCUGGCUGGAAGGACAUGCUCUUGUCAUUUCAGGACAAACCCUUUGCAGCUGCCUCGAUUGGUCAGGUGCAUCUUGGAGUCCUGCCUGAUGGAAGAGAAGUGGCGAUGAAAAUACAGUAUCCAGGAGUAGCUGAGAGCAUCAGAAGUGACGUGAACAACCUGAUGUCUGUGUUGAAGAUGAGCGUUCCUCUUCCUGAGGGUUUGUUUGCAGACAGCAGCCUCGAGGUCCUUCACAGGGAGCUCGCCUGGGAGUGCGACUACAAACGAGAGGCCAAGUGUGCCAAACGCUUCAAGACGCUGAUGGAAGGAGACCCGAUAUUCAAAGUCCCUGAGGUGAUCGACGAGCUCACCACCAGCCGUGUGCUCACCAUGGAGCUCAUCAACGGAGUCCCGCUGGACAGCUGUGUGGAUUUGGAUCAGGAGACCAGGAAUAAGAUUUGCUUCAGCAUCUUGAACUUGUGUCUCCGAGAACUUUUCGAGUUCCGCUUCAUGCAGACGGAUCCCAACUGGUCCAACUUCUUCUAUAACGCUGAGGAGGACAAGAUCUACCUGUUAGACUUUGGAGCUUGUCGAGAAUACCCCAAGUCCUUCACUGAUGACUACAUCGAGGUGGUGCACGCAGCCUCUGUUGGAGAUCGGGCCAAAGUUCUGCAGAAAUCCAAAGACUUGAAGUUCCUGACUGGCUACGAAACCAAGGCGUUCUCGGAUGCUCACGUGGAGGCCGUGAUGAUCCUGGGAGAAGCGUUCGCCUCUUCAGACGCCUUCGACUUCAGCACUCAGAGCACGACGCGUCGUAUCCACAAUCUGAUCCCGGUGAUGCUCCGUCACCGCCUCACUCCUCCUCCAGAAGAGACGUACUCACUCCACCGCAAGAUGGCUGGCUCCUUCCUCAUUUGCUCCAAGCUCCAGGCACGGAUUUCCUGCAGAGAAAUGUUCCUCAGCGUCUAUAAGGCUUACACACAGCGACGCCACGAGCAGGCGGGUGGAGAAUAGACUCGGUGGAGGAGCACUUCCUGUCUGGAGCAUUUUUAUCCUGCCCGGGGGUCAUAGCAAAUCCGGAGCCGAUCCUGGGAGCACUGGGUGUGAGAUGGGAAUACACCCUGCAUGGGACACGCUUCCAUCCAAUCCACAUACAAGCAUUUUGCGUUUGGGAGAAAACCGGAGAACCUCCGAGGAAACCAGAGACUCAGGACUGUGGAGCUGUGAGACUGCAGCUUCUGUCCACUCGUGGAUUUUGUGUUGGAGACAGCAAAGGUUUUAAGAUCAUAAAGUAUUUUAGUUGUGCAUUUCUACACUUUGUUUUUGGAAAAUGUCAAUUUUCAUGCCAAUAAAAAGGUCUGACCUCCA
Neoarius graeffei (lesser salmon catfish) is the source of this 2312-nucleotide messenger RNA. RefSeq names its product coenzyme Q8B (gene coq8b). The record is from RefSeq and is a predicted model, not a curated record. Gene Ontology annotation, molecular function: kinase activity. Gene Ontology annotation, biological process: ubiquinone biosynthetic process. The transcript has 16 exons. Gene Ontology annotation, cellular component: extrinsic component of mitochondrial inner membrane. The coding region runs from base 84 to 1958 and encodes 624 amino acids. NCBI's taxonomy places the organism in Eukaryota, Metazoa, Chordata, Actinopteri, Siluriformes, Ariidae.